AUGUUUUCAAUCGGUGAAGAUAGUAAUACUAAAAAAAAAGGAAAACAAGCAACAAAAGGUGAUGCACAAAUAGUCAAAGAUAAUGCGCAAACAAUAGAAUUUUACAAAAAAAUUCUAAUGAUUGCUAAUAUCACUUUUAUUGCUGUUCAAUUUAUUUUUUAUUUUAUUACGGGACUUUCGCAUGUUUCUCUCAUACUCUUUGUAUUAUCAACUGCUAUUGGAUGGUAUGUAUGGUCAUUUAUGCGUCAAGUUGGAACACAAAAAUCAACUGGUAGUGUCACUGAUCUAAAUCUUGAAGGCAGUAUUUCUGAAUAUGCGAAAGAUAUUAUAUUGACAAUUGUUAUUACUCAAUCUACUAGUCUUUUACAUCGAUAUUUUUGGUGGUUAAUUUUAGCUAUUCCAUUUUAUGCUAUCUAUAAAGGCAUCAUGCUUUUUUUCUUUUCACCUUAUGCUCAAUUACGUGGUAGCGGAAAUAAUCAAAAUGAAGAUGAUCAAUCAGAUGGAAAAAAGGGUAGCAAAAGAAAAAUUGUUCGUGUUGCUCGACAUUAA
Molecule: messenger RNA, 549 nt
Organism: Rotaria sordida
Lineage: Eukaryota; Metazoa; Rotifera; Eurotatoria; Philodinida; Philodinidae
Source: the annotation of a GenBank genome assembly